Durotheca rogersii is the source of this 351-nucleotide messenger RNA. RefSeq lists its product as uncharacterized. Bases 1 to 351 code for a protein of 116 amino acids. Lineage: Eukaryota; Fungi; Ascomycota; Sordariomycetes; Xylariales; Xylariaceae. The transcript is spliced from 2 exons. The record is from RefSeq and is a predicted model, not a curated record.
AUGGAGUGGGCCAGGCAGAAGUACAACGAGCAAUACCACAUCUGGGUGCCCUGGCUCGAGGACCUGUACCUGCGCUACUUCACGCAGGACAACAAGGCGAGCUACGCGACCCGCCAAAACCUCUCCAAGACCAAGACCGCCACCGCGGGACUCGCGCCGCUGCAGCUCGGCGCGCUGCAGGAUGAUGCACACGGUCUCGCCGCGGGACAGCUAGGGCGCGGUGGCCUGCUACAGCCCCUCGGCGACGGCCUGUCGCACGAGGUGGUCAACCGCGCCGAGCGCCGCGGCCGCGACGACCGCGGCCAGUAUGUGCCCUACUCGGUUGAUGCCUCGGGCUUGCUUGGUCGGUGA